Messenger RNA from Brienomyrus brachyistius, 2606 nucleotides. RefSeq names its product glucosidase, beta (bile acid) 2 (gene gba2). The transcript has 17 exons. NCBI's taxonomy places the organism in Eukaryota, Metazoa, Chordata, Actinopteri, Osteoglossiformes, Mormyridae. Gene Ontology annotation, biological process: carbohydrate metabolic process; glucosylceramide catabolic process; central nervous system development. Gene Ontology annotation, molecular function: glucosylceramidase activity; beta-glucosidase activity. The record is from RefSeq and is a predicted model, not a curated record. Gene Ontology annotation, cellular component: membrane. The coding region runs from base 1 to 2580 and encodes 859 amino acids.
AUGGAGCCGCCGAACGGCGACCCGGCCCCCGGGCUUAUGAACCGUUACGUGUCCGCGGAGCGCGGCUACGGGGUCCCGGAAGAAGGCUGGCGGAUCUGCCUGGCUCACGAGUUCCAGGAGAAGCGAAAGCCCUUCCAGGCUAAGGAUGUAUCGCUGUCCAACGUCAUGGAGCACAUCGGACUGGGUAUCAGGUACCUAAAGUGGUGGUACCGGAAGACCCAGGUGGAGAAGAAAGCCCCCUUCAUUGACAUGUUCCGCGCCCAGCCCUUGCGGCAGAUCUAUGGUGCUCCAUUGGGUGGUAUUGGGGGAGGUACCAUCACACGUGGCUGGAGGGGGGAGUUCUGCAGGUGGCAACUCAACCCUGGGAUGUACCAUUACAAGACGGUCAUUGCCAAUCAGUUCACCGUGUGUCUGCGCCGGGGGGGGCGGACCGUGUACCAGCAAGUACUGUCAGUGGAGAGGCCCCCCACCCUCCAGGGCUGGAACUGGGGCUUCUGCGGCCAGUAUGCCUUCUACCACGCGCUGUACCCGCGUGCCUGGAACGUCUACCACCUGCCGGGCCAGAACGUCACGCUCACCUGCAGGCAGGUGUCGCCCAUCAUCCCGCACGACUACCAGGACUCUAGCCUCCCUGUGGCUGUGCUGGUAUGGGACAUAGAGAACAGGAACGACUAUGCCCUGGACGUCUCCAUCAUGUUCACCAUGACUAACGGCUCUGGAUGUAAAGAUGACAAGAGUGGUGGGCACUGGAAUGAACCAUUCUGCCUGAAGAAGGAGGGGGAGUCUGUAUCCGGAGUCCUGCUGCAUCAUCACACCCCUGUCAACCCUUACACCCUGUGCAUCGCAGCCCGAGAGCAGGCUGACAGAACCAUAAGCCACCAGACUGCAUUCAGCCCCCGGGGCACCUGCGAAGAGCUCUGGAAUGACCUCAUCACCGAUGGACGGCUUGAUUCACCAGCAGGUCCUAGCCCCCCCACCCAGAAGGGGGAGAAGGUGGCGGCGGCUCUGGUGGCCGGCUGCAGCGUCUCGGCGCUGGGCCAUGGCUCCCUGGAGUUCUGCCUGGCCUGGGACAUGCCCAAGAUCACCUUCGGCUCCCGCGAGAGGCAGCACAUCAGGAGGUACACACGGUUCUUCAGCGCAGAAGGCGAUUCGGGGCCCACCCUGUGUCACUAUGCGCUCACACACUACAGGGACUGGGAGAGAAGCAUUGAGGCAUGGCAGAAGCCUAUCCUGCAGGACAGCUCCCUGCCCGCUUGGUACAAGUCUGCUCUUUUCAACGAGCUCUACUUCGUGGCGGAUGGUGGCACGGUGUGGGUGGAGCUUCCUGAAGAUGGUGACAUCAGUGGGGGCGUGCGCACCGAGGAUGGGGGACUCCCCGCUCAGCCGCAUGUCGUCAAGGAAUACGGGCGCUUUGCCUACCUGGAGGGUCAGGAGUACAGGAUGUACAACACCUACGACGUCCACUUCUAUGCUUCCUUUGCCCUCAUUAUGCUGUGGCCCAAACUGGCUCUCAGUCUGCAGUAUGAUAUCGCGGGCUGUGUGGUUCAGGAGGACCUCACAGCGAGGCUCAACCUGAUGAACGGCCGAUACUCCCCAGUCAAGACCCGCAACAUGGUCCCCCAUGACAUCGGAGACCCAGAUGACGAGCCCUGGCAGCGCGUCAACGCCUAUCUGAUCCACGACACGGCCGACUGGAAGGACCUGAACCUAAAGUUCGUGCUGCAUGUGUACCGGGACUUUCACCUGACUCAGGACAGGGGCUACCUGGAGGACAUGUGGCCCAUCUGUCAGGCCGUGAUGGAAUCGGCAAUGAAGUUUGACCUCGACGGUGAUGGGCUGAUCGAAAACUCCGGCUUUGCCGACCAGACUUAUGAUGGCUGGACGGUUACCGGGCCCAGUGCGUACUGUGGAGGCCUGUGGCUGGCCUCAGUCUGCGUGAUGUGCAAGAUGGCCCGGCUGCUGGACAGAGAAUCCGUGUACGACCGCUACAGGGACGUGCUGGAUAGGGGGAGUGCUGCCUUUGACGAGCUGUUAUGGAACGGCCAGUACUAUAACUAUGACAGCAGUGGGCGGGACCUCUCCAACAGUGUGAUGUCAGACCAGUGUGCCGGCCAGUGGUUCCUACGGGCGUCUGGCCUAGGUGAAGGGGAGUUCCAGGCCUUCCCGGUAGAGAAGGUGCAUCGCGCCCUGAAGUCCGUCUUUGACCUGAACGUGUUGCGCUUUGCCGGGGGCCGGAUGGGCGCUGUUAAUGGCAUGCGUCCGGAAGGCGUUCCCGACCGCUCCAGUGUCCAGUCAGAUGAGGUGUGGGUGGGUGUGGUCUAUGGACUUGCUGCUACUAUGAUUCAUGAGGGAAUGGUGCAGGAGGGACUCUGCACAGCGGAAGGCUGCUACCGCACAGUGUGGGAGCAGCUGGGCAUGGCUUUCCAGACCCCCGAGGCGUACUGCGAGAAGGCCAUCUUCCGCUCGCUGGCCUACAUGCGCCCCCUCAGCAUCUGGGCCAUGCAGCUGGCCCUGGAGCAGCGGCAGCAGGAGGGGGCCGGAGGGGCUGGUCGGCUCGCUGCGGGCGGCGGAAGCAGCUGAGAUGGUGUGGGGUGGGGGCCACACGG